Messenger RNA from Schistosoma margrebowiei, 1578 nucleotides. Lineage: Eukaryota; Metazoa; Platyhelminthes; Trematoda; Strigeidida; Schistosomatidae. The record is from the annotation of a GenBank genome assembly.
CCUUGCGCUAGCUUAAUCAUUGGGCGCUUAAUUGGAUUUCGCAAUGUUACCCGUGACACUCCUCAAGGCUGCGACGAAUCUUCCUAUGCUUGUUGAGUUGAAAAGUGGUGAAACAUAUAACGGUCACCUUGUUGCUUGCGAUGACUGGAUGAACAUUCAUCUUAAAGAAGUUAUUUGUACAUCUCGAGAUGGGGAUCGCUUCUGGAAAAUGCCAGAGUGUUAUAUUCGUGGAAGCAUAAUAAAAUAUUUACGGAUCCCAGACGACGUAAUCGAUAAGGUUAAAGAGGACUUGCAGCUAGCCAAAAUGCGUAAUCGUUCUCAAUCUGCAGACACUGGGCGUGGGAGUUUUCAUAGGAAUAAGGCUAGAGCGGCUCGUCUUUGGUGGAAAUUCGACUGUAUCUAAACGUUCUCGAGUCACUGUCCGGUUGAAAAUUGUAUGUUACCACCGAAUAUGAGUACUGAAGCAGUUUUUCUGAAACCACGUGCACCAUUCAAACUGGCUGCCUUCAACGUUCGCACACUAGUGCAGGUCAGACAACAGAUAGGGCUGGCUGUCUUUGGAAAGUCUUAAUAUUGAUGUUUGUUGUCUAUCCGAGACCCGUAUUCAAGACUCUGGCGAAGUACUACAAAUUCGAUCUCCAUCUGUCGCUUCAAAAAGCUUGUUUUACGUGCGCUUAUCCGGGGACCCUGUGUCAUCUUCGUCUGGUCUUGCUGGCGUUGGUGUCGCACUAAGCGCUAGAGCUGAGGCAGCACUAAUCGAUUGGAUUCCCAUUAACAGUCGGUUAUGUACUGUUAGAUUAGAGAGUUCCAUCGAAGUGAGAGGAAAUCGGCGUGAGAAACGAUGUCUUUUCGUCAUCUCCGCCAAUGCUCCGACGGGUUGCAGCCCGGAUGCAAUCAAGGAUGAGUUUUACCACCAGCUAUCUGUUCUUCUCCAGAAAGUGCGUUCGACAGAUAUUGUAGUACUAGCCGGAGACUUUAAUGCUCAGGUCAGGCGUCCAGGCACAGAAGAGAGUCGUUUAGGUGGUCGAUGGGGACUUGUUGGUCGCAGGUCAGAUAACGGGGACCGUCUACUGCAACUUUGCACAGACCACAACCUGUUUCUGGCUAGCACUAACUUUCGGCACAGUCAUCGCCGAUGUGCCACCUGGCGUCCUCCCUCUGUAUCUCAAGCCUGGACUCAGAUUGAUCACAUCGCGAUCAGCUUCCGCUGGCGUGGUUGUGUAUAAGACUGACGCUCCUUUUGGAAUACCUAUCUGGACUCCGACCAUGCCUUGGUCUGCGCCAAUCUUGCCUUACUUUUCGGUGGCCAACGAAGUGACCGCCACCAACGGAUUGAUGUUAGCAAGUUGGUUGCAACUUCUGUUGCAAAUAAGUAUCGAACCGAGCUAGCCUCUAGGCUAGCUACCACUCCACCGAAAAGUAUAGAUGAGCAUUGGUUGCAAUGGCAUGACGCCAUGAAAAUGGCGGGUACAGUCAGUUGUGGGUUUGCGAAACGUCCCGCUUAUAAGCACUGGGUUUCUUCAGGCUCCUUACAACUCAUUGAAGCCCGUCGGUCUACUCCGGGUGACCGUGAGUUUG